Messenger RNA from Vanessa tameamea, 8837 nucleotides. Its product is annotated as zinc finger protein 541. The record is from RefSeq and is a predicted model, not a curated record. Gene Ontology annotation, biological process: regulation of transcription by RNA polymerase II; negative regulation of DNA-templated transcription. The transcript has 20 exons. Gene Ontology annotation, cellular component: histone deacetylase complex; transcription regulator complex. The coding region runs from base 978 to 4283 and encodes 1101 amino acids. Gene Ontology annotation, molecular function: transcription corepressor activity. Lineage: Eukaryota; Metazoa; Arthropoda; Insecta; Lepidoptera; Nymphalidae.
CCUCUAGUAACACAGCACAAACAGUACGGCACACACGUCGUACCCGAAAACUGAAAACACAGUUUCACUGACAGUUCCGACAUUACCUGACAUUCAUCGCCGUCCUCCGAACUACGGCGGCUUAUCGCGUUUAGUAAACGGGCCGUCACAUUUCACGAUAGAUAUAACUAUUUAUAAAUAGACAAAGUAUAGCGGCAUGUUCAGUGGAUGAAACUCUCGCGUCCCGUUGACCGCGUCAAACUUCACGUGGGGAACAUAAACUCGACAGUGCCAAAAACAAUAAUCAAAUGAACUCUUUGUAAAAUAUGACCAUUUACCGAGAUGUGUGUUCCGCGUGACGAAGUGAAUUGAUGUGUUAAUUCCGUAAAGUUAACAGAAUGUAAAUAUCUGGAAGUAUUCAAUGUUUACCUCUUACAGUGUUGUGAAUAACGGUUAGUUAAAUGUAGUUUAAAAUAUCGAGUGAGAGCUAUGUAGCGAAAGAUAUUUAUUCUGUUAAGCAGUUGAUCUUAGACUGAUGUAGAGCUAUCGUGGUUGUGAUAAUUAGUGGAGUGCGUUCCUUUCAUGGCCAAUGGACUUAUCGUUAAAUAAUUGGUUGUAAUACUCUGUAAGUUGUGAAUUAAUUAAAAGUUAUAUUAAUAUAUUUAUACAAAUACGAUUAAGAAUAAAUGUCCGUAGAGAGAGCUCUUGUAGUUCACGUUUUACUGUCUUUUAACGUUGAAGUAUAAAAGGUUGUGUAUGUAACGCUAAGAACUUUCGAUCUGUAAUUUCCCUUGGGUUGUGAAUACGAUAAACAGACUGAUGCUAAAACUUGGAGCAUUACCAUUCAGAGGGUAAAUUGCCCUUUGGAACUGCUUGUCAUUAGAGAAAUGGUGGAUUUUCUGGGACAUUAGUGAUACGCUCAGGUGACGAGAAGAGCGACACAAACGAGAUCGAGAAUGAACUGGUAGCCGUAGCGGCGCGACGACGUCCAUGUUGUGAUGACGGCUGUUAAUUCGGUUGCGACAACGCGCUUGCCGCUGCCGACGUUCUCGCCGCGCGCCGUGCUGAUGUACAGCGCGGCGGUUGGCGGCGAGGGCGUGGCGCUGCAGCUGCGAGAAGCAACGCCAGCCGAGAUUGACGAGCGACUUGCUAUCGCAUGUCAUGAGCCAGAGCUACUCGCAGACCUGCUGCACGCUGCUGCAAAUAUUGACGGUGAGCAUGAUGGGCUGACAGCUUUGCUGGGGGCGUCAUCUCCUGAUUUGGCACUCGCUUCUGACGCGUCAGACAGCCUGCCAAUGCCUGAUAAUGACAAUGAUUGCACAACAUCUUCGUCGUCCAGCUUAAGUGGCAUAACUACUGUCUCAGUGGCAGUCACAGGACUGGACGCGCGACCGCUGGCUAAGAAGGUGCGGCCCAAACCCGCCUCCCCUAACCGCCAAGGACCGCAGCAAUGUCAAGUUUGCAACAAGGUGUUUGGGAAUGCUUCGGCACUAGCGAAACAUAAGCUGACCCACAGUGAUGAACGGAAGUACGUGUGUAUAACCUGCGCCAAGGCUUUCAAGAGGCAAGACCAUCUAAACGGGCACAUGCUGACACAUCGCAAUAAAAAGCCAUAUGAAUGUAAAGCAGACGGAUGUGGAAAGUCAUACUGCGAUGCGCGGUCUCUACGUAGACACACCGAGAAUCAUCACCAACCUCCCGCUGAAUCAAAAACGACAAUCCCAUCAGACAUACAUGCGACUGUCGAGCGUGACUUAAGCUCGUCUCGCGUCACGUCACCAACAUCGCCGUCCCGCACCAACUCUACAAAUUCGGAUUCAAGCAACUGCUCUGAAAAGGGACCCCACAAUGGCGACAGCAGUCCGCCUCGCACGCCGCCAGCUCCGCCGACGCCGCCAGCGCGCCCCAAAACUACCAAAGCCAACAACAGCAGACCAAAAUCCAACACCACAACGCAGCAGAGUAGUCCAAAAUGUGGGAGUGGUGUAAUUGGCAGCGGAUCAACAAGCAUAACUGGCGUGUCCGGUGGCCCGCCUCGUGCAACAGACAUCAAACCGGUAGAAUGCAACUUGUGCCAUCGAAAAUUUAAAAAUAUCCCCGCUCUAAAUGGUCACAUGAGAUUACAUGGAGGAUAUUUUAAAAAGGAUUCCGAUAGUAAGAAAUUAGAUAAAAAGGAGUCAACAGGGCCGCCAUUACAAACUGCUUCUGUUUCUGUAAGAGCGCUGAUAGAAGAAAAGAUCAUAAGUCGGCGAGGGGCCACCGUAACAACUUCGCAAAGUAUAGGUUCAUCAGAUAUUGCUACUUCUCGUUCGGGUUUCGUAGCGCCAGCACCACCACCUUUAUCGAGUAUAAAAAACUCAUCAUCAUCAUCCUCAAUAGUUGGUUCAUCGAUGCAAUUCGUAUCACCGCGCGCACCUCUAGCAGGCACCAUAACUAGUAACAUUUCUGCCAACCAAAGAGACUCAACUUUAAUUGAAUUGUUAAAAAAGGGAAGUUCUAAGGUCGUAAAGCGCUCAUCUUCAGACCCAGGUCAAGGUUCACCACAACAAGAAUUCACUUUUCGUCCAGAAUUAUUUGGGGUGUCCUUUAAUUCUGACGAUGGAUAUUUUUCACCCGCCCUGAAUGAAGAUACUUUCCAAUUUACAACUACAUCAGAUCAAUUAGAAGAACUUGCGUCAUUAGAAGACUAUGCAACUGUUGCCGCAUCGAUACGAGAACGGUCGCCAGUUACAUUCCCGUCCAGUCGCCGCCUUGCUGCUGUACUUAACUCACCACUUCCAGAAUCUUUGGCUGAUUUUGGAGCCUGUCAUGGUGGUUCACCGGUACCAUCACCCGGAAUUGGAUAUACUGAAAAUUCACCAGGACUAUCAUACACUACUGGAGAUUCUCCUGGCUUAGCCUACACAGCAACAUCACCAAGUGGAAGUUACUCGACACAGCCAGAAUCAUCGCCUGGUCUAGCUUACCCAACACCGCCUGCGUCCCAUGAUGCUCACUCACCUGCCCACACAGUACCACGUGCAUCGUCGCCACUAACUGCUGCCUUUUUUACUGCAACGAUGUCAAGCCAAGAAGAGGUGGAAGAAGCACUGGAAGAAGUAUUGCCUGAAGAAUGUAGGUCACUAGAUGCAUAUGCUCUUGAACCAUCAGCCACAGCACGGCGAAUCAUGCUGAAUUCAGAAGAUCCACUGUUGUCGAGCAGUCCACGUGAUUUUUCAAAUCAACGAUCAAUCCGACGACAGCAUAGAAUCGCAGCUCCUAUUACAGCACCUCUUCACCAGUGGCAUGAUAACACGACGCUUCAGGUGUGCGUAGAAGGAAGAGAUCCUCUACCUGCAGUUUUCCUUAGUCCGAGCAGCGUUCCUGCAUCACCUCAAAGACGUAAAAGACGUGCUUCACCAGCUGGCCCUUAUCGUUCACGUAUGCGGCGUUCAAUUGAUCACUACACUCCUCAACCAAUUCUACCACCCGAUAGAGACGGCUGCGGCCUAUUUAUGGAACUGAUAAAUGAAAUUCAAGUAGAUGCUAAUCUGUUGUCACAUAUGGAAGAUCAUCGAUUACCACGGAUAAACAUAGGAGUAGACCAUCAAGCUGAUAUACCUGAGCUAUGCAAUGAUCGUAUAGAUCUUCAUCGAGUACCGGAACAGCUUUUAUGGGACCCUGGUAUAAAUGAUGGCCUUGAUGAUAACGAAGUUCGUAUGUUCAUGGAACUGGCGAUGUGUGCUGCGAUGCCUGUGGGUGGACACACAAGAGAGUACGCCUUGCAAACACUAGGCGAAUGUGGGGGGGAUAUCCGAGCCGCUACUCUUCGUCUUAUGUCCCGUCCUGCUGCCCCUUCGCAACAUGAAUCGCGCUGGACUCCAGAUGAAGUCGAAGCAUUUUUAGCCGGCCUAAGUCAAUAUGACAAAGACUUCUUUAGGAUUUCACAACUGAUAAGAACAAAGGAUUCGAAACAAUGUAUCCAGUUCUACUACUUCUGGAAGAAGGUAACUAAAGAUUACAAAACGCUGUACUUGCGAAGUUGGAACGACGGUCAAAUUCCGCAAGGUUCAUUAGGGCAGGUUUCAGCUCCCGGCUCAGCGUUGUGCGCCUCUCCACCGACCACUUACGAUAGCGAGGAGUUUCCGUGUAAGAUUUGCGGGAAAGUAUUUAACAAAGUUAAAAGUCGUAGCGCGCACAUGAAGUCGCACCGGCCACUCGACGCCGAGCCGAAAAGGCCAAAACUCGAAAAGCCUUAUGAAAAGGUUGAGAAAAUUGAUGAUAAAUCGCAAGCGACUAGCGAAUACCAAACUCUCGCUCACUGAAUACUCAUUCACCCAUUCCACCCGUGCGUCGUGCUAUGCCCAAUGCGACUAAUCAUCGUAGUCAAAAUAUAUUAAAUCACUUUAACACGUAACAAAUCACGAGUGCCAAGUGCUGCAACAUAAAUCGCUAAAAGCGUGCGACCCACCGCCCGCGCUCACUCGCACUACGCCCGAAUGUAUAUAAAUGAAUGGCUAGCUCUAAAUGUUUCUUUUUAUAAUAGUUACGAAAUAAUACUUUAGAGUAAAUUGAAGUGAUUUAGAACAAACAAAAACAGAGUAGUAACUAGAAUUUAGAGAAGAUUAGUUCUUCGUAAAUUAUAAACAAAGUUACAUUAAUGACUAUUUCGAAAUUUUCAUAAGCUAAGCUACAUGAGAGCUCAUAAAAUAUUUUGUAUAACAAUUGAUAAUUGUAGAUAGGUAGGGCCUUCGUAAAGUUUUUAUAUGACAGACUUCUCAAUGUGACUUUUCAAGUGUGAUGUUGUAAAUAAUUCAAUAGUUCUUCGACGCUGCGAUUCAGCUCCGCGGGCAGCUUUAUCGAGAUAAUCUAUAUUUUAUUACAACUACGUGUGAUACAUUAACGUAACUCGUGUAGUAACUACACUACCUCGUUUAUAUUGAAUUGUUUGUUUUAUUGCGGGCUCAGCUCAUUAUUACAUUUGCUUGUUUGCUCACUAUCUUGUUGUUAUUUUGUAGUAUUUUUAAUUUUAUUUUCUAGUCAUACUAGAUAAAUAUAUAGAGCAUACUUUGACGCGUGAGUUUUAGAUAUAAUUUAAGACAACGGAAUUCAAUUCGUUAUCCGUACCGUAAAUUAGUAACAUAUCGAAGCAGUUUUAGAAAAAUAUUGACAGUAUAUACCGCAUUUGUGAAUGUUCGAUCUUUGUUUUUAAAUGUCUUCUAUAUCUAAAAUGUUAUUAUUCUUACAAAUAUACUAUGGACUAUUUAACUGGCCGAAAUAAUUUUUUACUCGUUAAAGUAUAAACAAUCUUUUAAAAAUCUUGUUUUCGUCGUGAUAUUGUGAUCAAUGAACAUUCACAGAUGCGGGAGGUAAAUAAUAAAAAUGAAUGUAAUGAUAUUUUUUUACACAAAUAUUAUCGAAAUGCUCAAAGUACUAUAUUUUAUGUUGGUAAUUUUAUUAACUAGAUAUUUGUUGUUGAUCGUUCUAUCGUAUCUUAAUUAUUUAAUACUCGAUGUGUAAUUAGUUAAUUUUCGAGUGUAAAUUAUUUUCAAUGGAUGUGUAAUAUAUGUAUUUAAAAGAUGUAUGUACGUGUACCUUACGUGUUGUGAUAUGUACUAUUUAUUGUUUUAAAUCAUCUUUGUAUUAUUUAUAAUGGAAUGUACAAAUCGGGCAAUAAGCUAUGUUGCUCAAUUAUAUAACAAGUAUAAUAGAUCUGCCGGUUAUCGGAACUAUUAACAGCUGCCAAAGUCGAUUUCACUCGACGUAUUCUGCGGUUGUGAAGUUUAAUAAUUCACAUUUCGUCUUCUGAUACUUCGUCUCGUUUCUUAGUAUAUGUUUAUUUCGGCAGUAUUCCUUGUAAAAGACAUGUUAAUAAUUUAAAUACAUUUAAAUUCGUUUAAUGUAUUAAUUUAACCCGUUUAGUUUAAUGUUAAAUAUUAUAUGAUUAAUAUAUACAGAGCGUUUGACGCUAUCGGUUUUACGCAGAAAAGUACAAUCGAAGUAACAAUUGUUUAAGUGAAUUUUCUAAUGCUAUUAAAUAUGAAAAGCCAGAAAUUAACAGCUCUAUACUGAGCUCUGGAGGUAUACCUACGUAGCCGUUUUCCUUCCAUCUGUACCUGAAUGGAAUUCUGCCAAACAUGACACGAAGAUUUUAAGCUCGUUGUCUUGGUAUCUUUCUAGAUAGAUAUUUAUAAGGUUAUAACGAAAAUUAAACUCUAUGUAUUUGUACAUCACUAACUCGUGUGAUUAUUUGGUUGUGUUCUUAAUCUUAACAAUCUAGACGAAUUUUUUACGGUAAACUGUUAAUUCUAUAAUUAAUUUUCACGAUAUGCCAAAAUAUAAUGUCAAGUAAAAUUAUUAAGUACCUACGCCAUUUAGUAAUUACGAAUUAUAGAUAAAAUUGAGUACGGUUUAAAAUAGAUGAUUGAUUUAGAUUAAGGCAAGGCUUUAACUAAAACCCCGUACGGACAUAACGUUUUAGUAAAUUAAUGCUUCGAAUCUGCUGAAAAUAUGUGCCAUCUAUUUUGUAGUAGAAUACUAAAUAGAUAUUACAUUUCAUAUUAGGUAAAAGUUUAUAUAUAAAACAAACCUAUUUUGUCACGGUAAAUUUAAAAUAAUAACUUCUUAAAUUUGUUUUAGGAAUAUUAGGUAUUGCUUUUGAAUCAAACUAACGUUUUCUAAUCAAUUGUCUUGGUGGUUAAUGUAUCGCUUUUCGGCCUUUUGGCUAAGAUCAAAGUAUUUUAUCUGUUCUUUUGAGCUAAAUAUCUGAUCGUUCAAGCAGCUGUUAUCGAAAUGGUUUUAUUUUUACCGUGGCUCGCUAUUACGUAACUCAACCGUAAUUAUUUUCGUAACUAAGUAAAUCAUAUUACGUAAAUGUCGAUAAUAGUUUUUCAAAUAAUGAUGCUGGUAAUUUAUCUACAACUACAACAUUAAAAUAACUGUUUUUUAAAGACAAAUCCCUCCAGAAAUAUUUUUUAAACAAUACUCUUAGCUAUUAAGACUGAAAUAUGAAAAAAUCUUUAAGCGUUGAUUCUAAAUGGACUCUUCUCUUGUUUUUAUGUAGGUAUAUCAUAAUUGUUCACCCAUUCCACGUGCCAAAUCUUCACUAGUCAGAGUAGGUGUUAUGCCCUAUAUACCAAAUAUAUGAAUGAAUUCUCCUAAAAUAUUAAAAUCCUGAAAGUUGCCGCUAAAAGAUAAAAGGCGGGAUAGCGGGAUAAAUAUGCCAAAGUCCUAGCAUACCUAGUUAAUUAUACUUAUAUCUCAACGCCAAUAGUAUCUACCUUAUACACAAUUGACGAACAGCGAUUAGGGAUAUUUGGUUACGCUGUGUUUCAAACACGAACUGAAGCAUGUCUUAGAAUUCGUACAAAAUACGGCCGGUACAUUUAUUCAAAUACAAUAACCGCUUGAAUAGAAGACGCAGAAUUGCUAAGUAUUAAAUUAUAAGAUCGAGUAUUGGACAAUCUCAUUUCGAUUUAAAUAUAGAAGUGCCUUACAAUUUUCUUUUGUUGUUGUUUUUUUGUUAUUUUCUUUUAAUUAAAUCUAAUCAGGUUAUCGAAGCACUGGAAAUUGCAUUUAUUUGUGGUCCACUAAAUCCACUCUGCAAGAUCAGAGUCGCUGUGAAGCGGAUCAGUAUUAGUUCAAUCGUUGCUAGUAAAUUAUUUUAUAUGUUAAUUUAUUUAUAAUUAUAAAGACAGGACGGGCUAACAUUGUUUACGAAUAACGUUAUUAUCGUUUAAGAAGAUCUGUUAAUAUAGAUUAAAAUUGUGUCGUUUAUAUUACGAUGUUCAUAGUACAACGGCAUAGUUACAAACAAUAACUAACUACACGUCAAUUUAACGAAGGAUAAAUCUACGAGAAUGUAACACAAUGUAUACUGUAGCAGACGACUGCGUAAAAACAGAAUUACUUUAUUGAAUGAAAUUAUAAUAAGCCAAAUAUAUGUAUGUUUUGACGACAUCGUGAUGUCCCCUUUGCGUUUUGUUCGCUAACAAUUUACUGAUUCCAUUCUCUAUACCCCAAAGUAAACUAUAUAAAUGUGUAUAUACUUAUGUAUUUGUGACAACACAAUGUUAUUAUAUAUAGUAUAAAUGUUUUAUAAGCCUAAGUGGAUAUUAUAUUCUUCUAAUUUUGUAUCGAAUAAAGUGUGUAAGACGAGUAGGCGGCAAGAGACCCUACUCCGCGUGUUGCAUUACCACGAUCUCACAAUACCUACUAUGUAUUCUAUAAACAAAUAAGUUCGAUCGAAAGUUUCUAUUGUGGUAUUCAUUAAUUAUAUAAAAAAAGCCUAACAAUUCAUCGAAGUAAUUAUUAUAUAGAACAUGUUUGCCUGGCCUAAAUCAUAGUACUCGUGAACGUGGUAAUAUGACACCGACCAUCAUACGUACUUGUAAUUUAACAGUAGGUAAUAAACUGACGCGUGCCAAAUGCACGAUAAUUUGAUAUUACACUCUGUGUUGUGAUUUUGAACGUUCUGUAAAUUACAAAAGUCUUUAAAUACUAUAAAAAAAAUCGUAGACACCUUUUUAGAUUAGCACAAUUCUUCGCGUAGUCACGUUAGGUCAUUAAUGGUUGUAAGCAUUUAGAUUAAACACAUAGAUAAACAUUAAAAGGUGUAAAUGUAUUACGUAUAAAUUUUAGAUUCAUUGUUAUAUUAAAUGUGAUGAUUCGUAAAGAACAACGAUUAUUCUGGAGUCCUGUCCUCUCCCGCUCUGGGCGACUCUUCAAAACUUCGCAUAUCCUUGAAACAAUAAGUAAUCAAAUAAAACUAUAUAUAUAUUGAUAAAUUUAUUAGGGUAACUAAUUUUAUAAGACAAUGACUACUACGUGAUCUUUUAGAUUGUCUUUAUUAAUAAAUAUAUGGUGAAGGUUUUGUCAAA